This is a messenger RNA of Magallana angulata, 1519 nucleotides long. RefSeq lists its product as uncharacterized. The coding region runs from base 551 to 943 and encodes 130 amino acids. NCBI's taxonomy places the organism in Eukaryota, Metazoa, Mollusca, Bivalvia, Ostreida, Ostreidae. The transcript has 2 exons. The record is from RefSeq and is a predicted model, not a curated record.
AAUUUAAGAGAAAGGUAUUUUCAACAUUUAAAUACUAUUUCGUCAAUAAAAAAAGACAACCAAAAAUACAAUCAAAAUAUAUAUUAAAACUCUAGCUAGAUAUAAUUAAGAAAUAGUUGUAUUAAUGAAAUUUUAUAUUGGAUAUUUAAUUGCAAUACAUGUUAAUUUUCUAUUUAUAAGAUAUAUUGUUUUUUAAAAUAAAUAAUUUGGAGAUAUGUGAAGAGAUCAAAGGGGUGGUAAUUAGUAUUAAUUGACAAUACUUCACUUACCCAUGAUCAAUUAUAACAGUUGUUGUAAUUAACUCAGCAGGAGUGAUAAUUAAACCAUCAAACUGUGGAGAACUUAACAAGGGGGUCAAACAAACCUACCUGUGUCCCACUUCCUUUGAUCUCAGUAGGAUAAUGACCUCAUUUAAAGUCUCAAAAUUUACCUAAUGAAAAAGAGUAACUCCUGAUGCAUGGAUGAUAUAUAAGGGGGAACUUGCAGGGCAUUUCAUUACAACUCUCUUCUUCAAACCAUUCAAUAUAAUACUGUCAAUAUACUCAAAACCAUGGAUGUUAAGACCAGUGCACAACUCCUACAGAGACACCUGAUUCAUCACGAGAAGGCCAAGGCCCAGGUCAAACUCAUAGAGCGACAGAUUAAGAGACAAUAUCGACUGGCAGUGCGCACUGUUCUCAAGGGUCACAAGGGACAGUCCCUUCACUACAUGGGAAUCAUGACCGUUCUACAGUCCGUCCGACACUUCUACCAGCGCUAUUCCCACAGGAGCUGGCUGAACGUCCAGAUGCUGGCCCGCAUUAUCAUGCAGACCAUGGACCCCUGCCGCAUGCUCCCUCCCCUAGAGAUCCCAGAGGACAACUUCCAGUGCGAGAGUGGUCAGUCAGAGAAGUACCAGCAUGCUCUAGUGGUGGCCCAUUGUAACUUCUCCAGGGCCAGUUAGUGACAUCCCAGUUGUUGCUACCUUGUGAUAUUGUGUUUGUGAUAUUCUAGUGAUUUUCAUUGUGUGACAGUGUUAUAUUCUGACAUUGUGUGUUAAAUAAGACUCAAAUUUUUAAAUGGCUUUCAAGAAUAAGGACCUCUUGAUAGGCUAAAAAGAUAUCCAAACUUUCAUCUGAUGUUUUAUUGUGUCCUUUUGUGUAAACAAUGAUAUUAUUUCAUGUGCUCCUCUGUGCUGAACCAUUUGUAUAUUCUAUUCAAAAUGUGAAAGUGCUUACAUGUUAUAGAAACUAAUAAAUUAUAACCAUAAUCAAUUUUAUAGUCUUCUUUAUAAAAAAAAAAAAAGCAAUAGAGAAAAAUUGAUUUUGGUGACAAGAUAAAACCAAAACCUAAUAUCCCAAAUAUGCAAUCUAAAAUGCCUAGUAUAUGUUAUAUGGGUCUUAAAGGGGCAUGGUCACGAAGUUCAUCAAAUUUUAUUUUUCUAUUUUCAGUGUUUACAAUGCUAUUUCGUUUAAAACAUAAAAAAAAACCAUUUCCUGAUAUUUGUGACAUUCAUUUUAGGUCGAAGUCCCUUUUAAUG